AUGCCGGUAGCCUACAAUGAUAUCGGUGUCCAAUACUUCGAGCUCAUAGACUUUACAUUCCAAAAUGAAGUCACCCUUCCUACGGCGCGACUCGCCUAUCGAGAGUUCAACCCUACCGCCCAGAAAGUCGCCUUGAUUCCGACCUGUUUCCGCGGGAGGAUAAACACGACUUUGAACUUUACCACAGGGGUUCUGCGCGACUAUCGCGUUAUUGUCGUGGCGUUAUUCGGCAAUGGCGAAUCUUCGAGUCCUUCCAACACCGAGAAUUUCCCAUCGACCCUUGACUACCGAGACUGCGUUCGAGCUCAGCAUGAGAUGAUCACUAAAAAGUUCAACCUCACCUCCAUCGACGUGAUUAUUGGUUUCUCCAUGGGUGGGCAGUGUACCUAUCAUUGGGCUGCCAUGUAUCCGGAAAUGCUUCGCAAUGCCGUGAUUAUCUGUUCGUCUGCAAAGACGAGUCUGCACAACUAUCAAUUCCUGGAAGGACCUAAAGCAGCUUUGUCUCAUUCAAUUGAUUACAAUGAUGUUGCUAUGAGAUCCCAAGGAGGGACACCACUUCGCGGGCUACAUGCCUUCAGUCGAGCGUACUCCGCCUGGCUGACCAGUGCGGAAUGGUUUGAACAGCGCCUUUUCGAGAAAUCAGGUUUCAAAAACCUUGAGAGUUGGAGCAAGGCAGGAGAGGAGGGCUAUGAGGAUUUCCAUCCGGAUAAUCUCCUGAUCAUGCUGGGAAUGUGGCAACGGUCUGAUAUUGGGCUUGCUGUAGGAUCUGGUUCUACGGGGAUUCCUAUCGAACAAGCGCUCCAAAGUCUGAGUACGAGAAUCCUCCUAAUGCCCUGUCAGACGGAUCAGUACUUCAAAUGGGAAUUCAACGAGAAAGACGCGUCGUAUCUAAAGAACGGAGAACUGGCGGUUAUCCCAUCGAUCUGGGGCCAUAUUGGUGGGGGUGGUGCCAAUCCAGAGGACACUGAGUGGAUGGAUCGUAGAAUUGCCAAGUUCCUAGAGAAUAGCUCUUGA
Messenger RNA from Penicillium subrubescens, 1014 nucleotides. RefSeq lists its product as uncharacterized. NCBI's taxonomy places the organism in Eukaryota, Fungi, Ascomycota, Eurotiomycetes, Eurotiales, Aspergillaceae. The record is from RefSeq and is a predicted model, not a curated record. The coding region runs from base 1 to 1014 and encodes 337 amino acids. Gene Ontology annotation, molecular function: acyltransferase activity, transferring groups other than amino-acyl groups. The transcript has a single exon. Gene Ontology annotation, biological process: biosynthetic process.